CCAAGGUGUGAAGACUAAGAAGGGCGAUAGGUUAAAAACUUCUGGUAUCAUCUAGAUACUCUAGAAGGCAAUAGGACCAUUCUACGUCGUCGUUCAAUGAGCCAGAAGUGAGCGGUGUGCUUGACAUACCAAGUUGAAGGGACCUUUUGUCUGAUGAACGAAUUGCCAUCGAAUAGUGCUUCUAUCUUGAACUUUGGUUUGGCAAACAGUUAUAUACUGAGAGAUAUACUGUACCUAGGCAGAAUAUAAGUUGCUGGAAAUCUUAGCUAUGGCGGCUUUGUCCUUUAAGUACAAUAUCCACCUACCAAAUACUUGUCCGACAUCUUCACUUUCAUCCCAUCUUCCAGACCCGAUAAUCUUAGUGCCACCAAACUUCAGUUUCUCCAGUACCACUGUUCACUUCAACCGUGACAUAUCUGAAUCAUCACAACCAAUGUUUCGACGCGCUAAAGCCAACUCGAAAGAGGACAACUUGACAUCACAGAUUCUGGGGCGAAUCUUCAAUAUUCCGCAUUCACUCACUUCCCAUCAUUCUUCUCGACCGUCUCAUUUACAACUUCUAAAAAAAUCUCGCAAACUACUACCUUCCAUCCAUCUUGGUAAAAACAAACUUGCCAAGCCCACAGCUAUCUUUCGAACGAGGAGGAAAGAAUCUGCAUCGACUUCCACGGCCUGCGAAAAAUUCGAUAUGAGCUCCGGCCAUAGUAUCGUCGCCUGUGUAGCAGUCUCCUCGCGGCCUACCACCGUUGUCGCUACCUCAUACGAUGUCGACGGCCAACUCCGAAACAACGUUAUCGCAGGCAGGAAACGAAGCUGCUCUGUCGAUUUUCCUGAUGAGGGAGUCUUCGUAGUCUAUCGGAAUCGCGCUCUCCAGAUAGCCGCGCCACCAUGUGACCAAAGGAAAUGCAACAUCUCGCAGCUCUGCCGUUGCCAUAAUCCUGAUCUAUCUACCCAGGGCGCUCUCCUCCAUCAUCAUGCCGACGAGAAAGGGGCAGUGAGAUGGCCAACAUGGAAGCCUUGUAGCCAUUGCCUGUUCAACUGGCUCCAUCUCUAUCAAGCCACGGAAGCUGCGAGUAAGCUUAAUAUGAAGUGCCUCCAACACCCUCGAUCCCUGACCUUGACGACCUUACACGGCCAGGAAGCUUUCUAUUAUGAUGGUGAGAUAGAAGAGCAACGUAUUCAUUCCCAAGACAACGGAAAUAUCGGGAGGUCUACCAACCACAAACUUUCCUGCCCGCCGAACAUUUUCGAGUGGAUGACAGAUGCCUGGGAUGAGUUCGCAGACUGUUGUUGUUGCAAGUCUACCUCCAUCACGGCUCUAUCCGACUCCGAAAGCGACAUAUCUAUUGAAGAUUGUUCCGGUAGUGAGCAAGGCAAGUCUGACAACGACUGGGACUGGGACGACUUCGACAUCCCAUGCAAGCAGACGAGUGCAUCAAGCAUUUCUGAAGUCGAAGACUACGACUUUAUCGAGGAUCUUGUCGACAAAGAAUUCCCGAAGUUGCGAAAGAACAAAAGUCCUCGGAUCGACUCCAAACCCCAACCAAAACCUAAGUUGUAUCGUCCGGAAAUGAAUGAUGACGAUUCCAACGAGGAAGACGACGAUCCUGUUCCCGUCAUAAUCCCACCUAAGGAUAUGGCCGUUGGACGAGGCCUUCGUACCCUCACAAACCCAACAUCGCCCACCCUAAUACCCGCAACAAACGGCAGCUCAACAACGGUUACCGAUGCCCGGUAUACGAAGUCACAAAGUUCCUUUGGAACUAAGCGUUCGUACUUCGAUGUCGUACGCUCCGAACAAUACGACGCAGAAUCCUCCGAGGACCUCUCCCGGGCGAAACAACGGAAGCUCGACUUCGCCGUUCCAAAGUAUGGAGGUCGGCGCCGGCAGGGCUCUAUGGUCCACGAGCCAUUCUCCCAGAACCCUCUCCUGAGGAAGCUCGUCCCUGUCUAAGGGAAUAAUUGGGAACAUGACAGCAAAAAGAAGUUUGCUAUAUGUACUUGAAUACAUCGUGCUUGUGUCUAGAUCACACAGAACACGAUUUCAGGAGAUUCCGUACCACUUGGUUCUCCUAUGUCGGUUUCUACCUUAUGAUUUCGUACGGUCUCGGUUUUCGUGGCACGGCAGGAUGAAUAUAGCCAGGAUAGUCAAUCGUGGCUAUUUCGAUUUUCACGUCACCGCAAACAUUACCAGCUGGGGGCGUGGCAGAGAGCAGAGAACACUCACCACUGUAUCGUAUCACCGGAAGAGACACCAGUCUCUUCGCACAGCUGUGAAAAAGCCUAAGUACAACCAGUUAAGCACAACAUUGUUACCACGCAUCGGGUUCCUACAUGUCCUAGCUGGGGGGUCCAACGCGAUUAAAUUGGCCAAAAGGAGAUUUCGAGGAGGAAUGACGUAUUUUUCAAAUCCAUUCACUUGAGGGAUACGAACGAACGAACGACCGCUACCAGACCAAGAUUCAUUUGUUGAUAAUAAUUUUGUAUUGCACAAGUCAUAGGAAACAACCCAUAGUUCCCCAUUCUGGGUGACUAUACCGGUUUA
This is a messenger RNA of Annulohypoxylon maeteangense, 2545 nucleotides long. RefSeq lists its product as uncharacterized. NCBI's taxonomy places the organism in Eukaryota, Fungi, Ascomycota, Sordariomycetes, Xylariales, Hypoxylaceae. Bases 269 to 1954 code for a protein of 561 amino acids. The transcript has 4 exons. The record is from RefSeq and is a predicted model, not a curated record.